Messenger RNA from Mercenaria mercenaria, 3762 nucleotides. RefSeq lists its product as uncharacterized. Lineage: Eukaryota; Metazoa; Mollusca; Bivalvia; Venerida; Veneridae. The transcript is spliced from 10 exons. The coding region runs from base 140 to 997 and encodes 285 amino acids. The record is from RefSeq and is a predicted model, not a curated record.
CGGUGGACAAUAUCAAGGUCACUUUGAUGUUUCGGCGAUACUUCCUGUCAUCAAGCGAGUGCCGACAAGCAGCGCGUGCCGCCCGCUGUGACGUUCAAAUUCAGCAUCAUGGACGGUUUCAUUCCAUUUUAAAAAUAGGAUGGCUUGGUGCUUCAGUGAAGAAGAUUCUUUCCUGCGAGUGUUAGAUCUUGGGCCCAAGGAGAAAUCCAUGACAGUGACGGGUUUAAAGAAGGGACCGGCCAAACAUUUGCUUACGUCAAAUGCUGAGACAAGAGCCAAACUAAGGGCUAUGGCUGCCAUGGCUGACCUCGAUGAGGUAAUGUGGGCACGAAUAGAGGCACUUGCCAGCCAGUGGACAGACGUGAAGCCGAUGAAGCAGACUGCCUUCACACACUUUGUUACCUUGGAUGACAACAGUAAGGGGAGGUUGCUGACGGUAUGGGAGAAAUUAGGAGUCAAAAGUUAUCAGAAAGAGCUGAACAGACUCACGGCAAGAAAGAUGAAAGCUGCAGUAACACCAAACACACAAGAUGAGAAAACGGGCAAUACUGACAAUGAGAAUGAUGAUUGCAAUACAGCUACAAAUGGUUCAGAUGAACGUACGCACAGCUUAACUCAAGAGGAGUUUGACAGAUCGAAGGAAGAGAACAAGAAUAAAGAUAUCAGGGUGAGAAAGUUGCAAGAAGAAAAUCAGCAAUUAAAGAUUGACAAUAAGGAUCACCUUAAAACAAUAGAAAAACUAAGAGAUGAAGUAAAAAAGUAUGCAGUAAUGGCCGCUAAUCAUAAGGCUCACUCUGGUGAGAACGAAAGUCAGCAGAAAAAAUCCAGUAGGACUGCUAAGUUCUCUGUUGGUGAAAAAGUUUGGGCAUUGUAUAAGGAUGGACAUUCCUACAAGGCCAGGAUUAUAAGGAUUAACAAAAAUUCCUACAGGGUGAAGUAUAUUCAAGAUGGAGUGGUCCAUGAUGUGGAUGGUGAAGGACUCGUUACUUAUGGUUGAAUUACCAGAAAUUUUCAUCUUAUGAACACAAUAGAGAUGUUAGAUCUUAAUCAAACUUGCACUUGUAUCAAUCCUUACGAGAACCAGUCAGAUUCCAUAUUACAAAAUCCUAUGAACUGAUUUUAUGUCAAUUAAACUCCCUCUGUUUCAAAUUAAAAUAGGUUUGUCCCAGUAACUAAUGAAGAUGCUGAUUUGAAAACUAUCAGGGAGAGAUAAUUAACUAUUACAAAUAACCUCACUUUAUUUUUAUGUUUUAUAUAUAUUGCAUGCAUGACCAUCUUGUUUUUCUGUGCUAGCAUCUUUUAUACUUUGUAAUACCAUUUUGUAAUUUCAUCCAGUUUUGUGAGGCAUAGUUUUAUUUGAUUUUUGAACUGGUUGUGACUUUGGGUAGAUUGACGGGGGCAGUCUGUCGCGUCAAUUACCUCCCUUUGUUUCAAAUUAAAAUACUAGGUUUAUUUCAGUAAGUAAUAAAGAUGUUUUGAAAUUUGAUUUAUACCCUGGGAUGGACUCGGACAAUCAGGGUACAUAACUAUGGACUAAUUUUUGUCAGAUUACCUCCCUUUGUUUCAAAUUAAAAUGGAUAUAUCUCAGUAGCUAAUGAAGAUACUGAUGUGGAAAUUCAUUAAUGAUGAAAGAUGGGCUCAGACAAUCAGGAAAGAUAACUGUUGACAAAUUACCUCCCUUUAUUUUUAUAUUGCAUAUAUUGCAUGGCCCUCUUGUUUACUGACCUAGCUUCAUAACUACUUUGUAAUACCAUUUUAUGACUUUAUCCAGUUCAUGAAAUUCAUCCAUUUGAUUUGGUUUUUAAUAUAAAGAUGAACAUGAUUUAAAUUGUAUGCAUUUAUCCUGUCAUGUAUUGUCAUUUUAUUAAAAAUAUGAUAUAAUUGGUAUCAUGCUCUUGGUUUAAUUAUUGAACGGAUCAGUUUAAGUCAUGUGUGGCCCCUGAAAGUUUUAAUAUCCCCGCCGAUGAAAUUGGGAGAGGGGUAUUGAAAUGGCAUUGUUUGUCCAUCAGUCAGUCCGUCUGUCCGCAGCCAUUUCUCAGUAAACUAGAAGGUAGAAUUUCAGGAAACUUAAAUUAAACAUGAACCAACAUACUGCGAUGAUGCCCAUCAAGGUUUUUAUCGGAUUGGUCAAUUUCCCUUAGAGUUUUUGCCCUUGAUUUAAUGAAAAAUCCACGUCUGCAGCCAUUUCUCAGUAACAAGCUGGUAGAAUUUCAUAAAACUAGAAAUAAAUAUAAAACAUACUUCAAUGAUGCCUGUCUUUUUUUUUUCAAUUGGUCAAUUUUCCAUAGAGUUAUUGCCCUUUAAUUGAAUGUUUAAAAAUCUACAGAUUUGUGCAUAACAAACCAACCCAUUGGUAGAAUUUCAUUAAACUUCUUUCAUUCUUUUCCAUGAACAUUUAGUAUAAACAUCUGAAGUUUUGUACCCGCACCUGGCCACCACCUUACCUUGAUCACAUCCCCUCCCCCUGCCCCUCCCAUCCACCCUCAAAUUAUUUUUUUUUAUUAUUUUAUUUUCAAACGUUCCAUGAAUAUUUAUUAGCAUGCAAAGUUGUACUGUUCGCCAACCUCACUCUCGGUCUUGCCCAGCACCCUGAUAAUGCAUCAACAUCCCCCACCCUUUUUUUAAACUUUUGUGAUCACCCUUCGUCCGUCUCAGACCGUCCAUCCGUGUGUGCGUCCGUCAACAAUUUCUUGUCUGCACGAUAGUGGUUUCAUUUAUGAUUUUAUUUUAACCAAACUUGCACACAACUUGUAUCACUAAGAUCUCGGUUCCUUUCUUGAACUGGCCAGAUCCCGUUAUGGGUUCCAGAGUUAUGGCCCCUGAAAGGGCCAGUAUUAGCUAUUUUGACCUUGUCUGCACAAUAGCAGCUUUAGUUAUGAUUUGAUUUUAACCAAACUGGCACACAACUUGUAUCACCAUAAGAUCUUGGAUCCUUUCUUGAACUGGCCAGAUUCCUUUAUGGGUUCCAGAGUUAUGGCCCCUGAAAGGACCAGAAUUAGCUAUUUUGACCUUGUCUGCACAGUAGCAGCUUCAUUUAUGAUUUGAUUUUAACCAAACUUGCACACAACUUGUAUCACUAUAAGAUCUUGGUUCCUUUCUUGAACAGGCGAGAUUCCUUUAUGGGUUCCAGAGUUAUGGCCCCUGAAAGGGCCAGAAUUAGCUAUUUUGACCUUGUCUGCACAAUAGCAGCUUCAUUUAUGAUUUGAAUUUAAUCAAACUUGCACAAAACUUGUGUCACCAUAAGAUCUUGAUUCCUUAGUUGAACCGGCCAGAUCCCAUUAUGGGUUCUAGAGUUAUGGCCCCUAAAAGGGCCAAAAUUAGCUAUUUUGACCUUGUCUGCACAAUAGCAGCUUCAUUUAUGAUUUGAAUUUAAUCAAACUUGCACAAAACUUGUAUCACCACAAGAUCUUGGUUCCUUUCUUGAACUGGCCAGAUUUCAUCAUGGGUUCCAGAGUUAUGGCCCCUUAAAGGUCCAAAAUUGUCUAUUUUGGCUUUUGCAGCCAUGUAGAGACUUCAUUUAUGGUUUUAUUUGAUACAAACUUGCAAAAUAACUUCAACAACAAAAAUUCUUGGAUUCCAUGACAAAUCAGAUCCAAGCGUAGGUUCAGAGUUAUUUUAUAUCUGAUAACCUCUCCUGAUAGUAAUCAAAAUGGAUUUAUAUCAGUAGGUACUUAUAGGACUUAUUUGAAAUUUCAUUAUUGUCAUUAGUUGCAAUGAGCCAAUUAGGGUAGAUAACUAUGGAUUUAUUUUUAUGUCAAAUUA